AGACGCUGCUCUCAGUCCUCUGGCGCCUGCUCCCCAGCGCAUUCCUUCUGCUCCUGGGAUAUUUGUCUCAUUACUGCCAGUUCUUGCGCAGCGGUCACUGGGUUCGUUUCAGCGUCUGUGGUUUCUGUCGCUGUUAUCCAGUCUCCAUCGCCCCAGCUCAGCUUCAGGCCUUCUUCCGAGACUCCACGGGAGAGCCCAGAGAGCCUCCGGAGCCGGUGAGCUGGGAAGCCAUGGAGGAAGUCCCACCCUACUCCCUCAGCAGCACCCUGUUCCAGCAGGAAGAACAGAGUGGGGUGACCUACCGGAUCCCAGCCCUGCUGUACCUUCCUCCCACCCACACCUUCCUGGCCUUUGCAGAGAAGCGGACCUCAGUCAGAGAUGAGGAUGCUGCCUGCCUGGUGCUCAGACGAGGGCUGAUGAAGGGGCGCUCUGUACAGUGGGGCCCCCAACGGCUACUGAUGGAGGCCACAUUACCUGGGCAUCGCACCAUGAACCCCUGCCCUGUGUGGGAGAAAAAUACUGGCCGUGUGUACCUGUUUUUCAUCUGUGUGCGGGGCCAUGUUACUGAGAGGUGCCAGAUUGUGUGGGGCAAAAAUGCCGCCCGUCUCUGCUUCCUUUGCAGUGAAGAUGCCGGCUGCUCUUGGGGUGAAGUGAAAGACUUGACCGAGGAGGUCAUUGGCUCAGAGGUGAAGCGCUGGGCCACAUUUGCUGUGGGCCCAGGUCAUGGCAUCCAGCUACACUCGGGAAGGCUGAUCAUCCCCGCCUAUGCCUACUAUGUCUCACGUUGGUUUCUCUGCUUUGCGUGUUCAGUCAAGCCCCAUUCCCUGAUGAUCUACAGUGAUGACUUUGGAGUCACAUGGCACCAUGGCAAGUUCAUUGAGCCCCAGGUGACAGGGGAGUGCCAAGUGGCCGAAGUGGCUGGGACGGCUGGUAACCCUGUGCUCUACUGCAGUGCCCGAACACCAAGCCGAUUUCGAGCAGAGGCUUUUAGUACUGAUAGUGGUGGCUGCUUUCAGAAGCCAACCCUGAACCCACAACUCCAUGAGCCUCGAACCGGCUGCCAAGGUAGUGUAGUGAGCUUCCGGCCUUUGAAGAUGCCAAAUACCUAUCAAGACUCAAUUGGCAAAGGUGCUCCCGCUACUCAGAAGUGCCCUCUGCUGGACAGUCCUCUGGAGGUGGAGAAAGGAGCUGAAACACCAUCAGCAACAUGGCUCUUGUACUCACAUCCAACUAGCAAGAGGAAGAGGAUUAACCUAGGCAUCUACUACAACCGGAACCCCUUGGAGGUGAACUGCUGGUCCCGCCCGUGGAUCUUGAACCGUGGGCCCAGUGGCUACUCUGAUCUGGCUGUUGUGGAAGAACAGGACUUGGUGGCGUGUUUGUUUGAGUGUGGGGAGAAGAAUGAGUAUGAGCGGAUUGACUUCUGUCUGUUUUCAGACCAUGAGGUCCUGAGCUGUGAAGACUGUACCAGCCCUAGUAGCGACUAAAGCCAAAUCAAGACGGAUGAGUGAGGCCCAGCUUCCCACAGAAAGGAAUGGCAGCUACAGCCAGGGUAACAGAGGUCUCUGAUGUCUAGAGAAAACUCUAAAAACUAAUAAUCUGCUCCUUGAAUUUUUUCACUUUUCCCUUCAAUGAGCAUGGUGAAAAUUGUGCCAUAUCUUACAUAACGAGGCUCUUGAACUGGGAGUUUGAAUCUCUUCUCUUCCCAUUAAAAGGAGAGGCCAUGUGCUCGCUUCGCGUUCGACAAAGCCUGGAUUCUGAUCUUGAGUGGAAGCCACAGGCUUGUCUUUUCCAAUGGUUCACUGCUCACCUGAGUAUUAGGUGAUGUGUAGGUGCCUUGGCCAGAAGAAAGAUCUGUGUUGUUGUAUUUUUUUAAAUUUAUUUAUUUACUAUAUGUAAGUACACUGCAGCUGUCUUCAGACACACCAGAAGAGGGCGUCAGAUCUCAUUAGAGAUGGUUGUGAGCCACCAUGUGGUUGCUGGGAUUUGAACUCAGGACCUUCAGAAGAGCAGUCAGUGCUCUUAACUACUGAGCCAUCUCUCAAGCCCCGCAUUGCUGUAUUUUUAAUAAGAAAAAUGCCCUUAUCCUUCCAAUAAUGCCUGGAGCUGUACAAAUUCUCUGUCUUAGAAGACUUGAGAAAGCAGAACUGUAAGGUCAGAUGCUUUCUCCAGCCUUGAUGCUGUGUUCCACCUUCCCUUCCUCAUCCAGAAAACAGUUACUAGGGAGAAAAUGAGAAACCCAUGCCAGCUGCCCUUGAUGAUGGUUGAUAACGGUGCUUAUUGCUUUUGAUGUCAUUACCUCUGUUAGAGAUGAAUCAGAGUCAGAGGUCCUUAGCUGCAUCCACCCAUUUCCAGGGGGACAUUCUAACACUGCUGAACAGUCAGCUAAAAUGAGAGCUGUGUGUCCUAGCCUGAUUCCAGGUUAGUCAUGAUGCUUCCUGGAGCUGGGCUUUUAUCUAAUCCCAGGAGCCAUCUAGGGGAGGCUCAGAGCUAGCAGGUGAUCUUCCUGAGAUGGUUUCACCGUGACAGGUGAACCAUGAGCCCUUCCAAGCAAGGCCAAAGGACAACAUUAUAGGAAAGAUUUCUAGUAUUAAUAUGCCUUUUCUCUGUGUGUGUACUGUCUUGUAGUGAUGCUAUAUAGACAAAUAGAUGAUUUCUUAUUUUUUGUUUGUUUGUUUGUUUUUUUGUUUUUCUGUAGCCCUAGCUGUCCUGGAACUCACUUUGUAAACCAGGCUGGCCUCGAUCUCAGAAAUCCGCCUGCCUCUGCCUCCCGAGUGCUGGGAUUAAAGGUGUGCACCACCACACCUUAAUGAUGAUCCUAUAAGUAUUCCUAAAAUUAUACUAGUAAUUAUUAACUCCUUUAUAAUAGGACUGCUAUUAAAGCCCUCGCUGAUAUGAAAACUACAGUGAGAACUCUGCCAGUCUUCACAUGUCAUAAUUACUUCUGAGAUAGAAAGCAGGCAUUUACAACUUAGAACACAUUUCUUAGAGCUGUAAAACAAUUAACUAGAGGUCAUAAAAGGGAAUGAAAGAUUUAUUGUAGGUGCUAGGACAGAACAUAAAAUAUUGACUGGGCUUAUCUAUAUGAAACUUCAUUGUUAACUUUUACACAAGAAUUAUGGUUUUUAACUUUCAGUGAACCUGCGGAGCUAGUGACAGAAGAGAAAUGUCUAGUUAGAUAACUACUCUUAAUGGAAAUUCACAUAAACAUCUGUUGCCAUCUUCUUUUUGAAUUUAUGUUUAAACUUGUGAAUGUUUGAAUUAGACACUACGCGAGCACAUAGAAAAUAAAGAACUAAGCGUGAA
Messenger RNA from Mus musculus (house mouse), 3306 nucleotides. RefSeq names its product neuraminidase 3 (gene Neu3). Gene Ontology annotation, biological process: negative regulation of clathrin-dependent endocytosis; ganglioside catabolic process; positive regulation of epidermal growth factor receptor signaling pathway. Lineage: Eukaryota; Metazoa; Chordata; Mammalia; Rodentia; Muridae. Bases 231 to 1487 code for a protein of 418 amino acids. Gene Ontology annotation, cellular component: nucleoplasm; caveola; early endosome membrane. Gene Ontology annotation, molecular function: exo-alpha-sialidase activity; alpha-sialidase activity. The transcript has 3 exons. The record is from RefSeq and is marked validated.